Molecule: messenger RNA, 909 nt
Organism: Didymosphaeria variabile
Lineage: Eukaryota; Fungi; Ascomycota; Dothideomycetes; Pleosporales; Didymosphaeriaceae
Exons: 2
Coding region: 1-909 (302 amino acids)
Molecular function (GO): zinc ion binding
Source: RefSeq, a predicted model, not a curated record
AUGCCUCCCUUCGACGUCGAGCGGCAAUAUGCGGAGGGAGGAAGCAUGUCUGCAUACCAGCUUCAGUCGUCUCGCAGAUUUGUGACGCAGCUCUUCGACGCACUCGGCGUGCAUGCCGGUGGCGAGCACGACGCCGCCGUGGCACGGAACAAGAAUCCCCUCGAAGGUGCGGGUAGCGAGGCGAAAAAGCAGAUGUUGGCAUUGCACGUUGCAUUCCCCAACGAGCUGCUGCCUGCGCUGGACCUCCUCGACCGGUCACUAGUGACACGAUUCCACAUCCGCCGCGACACUCAGGAUCAAGCGGAAGGAGCUGCGCCCCAGGACAUACGUGGACACGUCGAAGCCCGCCCUGCAGGAACAGCAGGCAACAACGAUAACGAACACAUCACCGCCGGCCCGCACCCGCAUGCAAGGCCGGCCCACGGACUCGGUCGGCCAGCCUCAUCCGACGCCGAAAUGCGCGAGGCGCCACCCCCGGGUGUACCGGACGAUGAAGGAAGAAGCAUGCUGCACCAUGCGCGGAACGAGGCGCUGGACACGGUGUACUACGUUCGCUCCGCGCAGCAGCGCUCCUCCCGCUAUAGCACCUCCUUCGACACGCUCACGUCCUACGAGGUCCGCCUCCGCGCGUGGAACUGCUCCUGUCCUGCGUUCGCGUUCUCCGCUUUUCCGCCUGUGCAUCCCGAGCCGUCUGUGCCUAUGUACGAACCGGGUCCUGGUAGACAAGCGGAGGGGGAUGAAUGGAGUUUUGGGGGAGCGAGCCUGGCGGACGGUAUACCGCCGGUGUGUAAGCAUUUGCUUGCUUGUGUGCUGGCGGAAAGGUGCGAGGGGCUGUUUGGGGGAUGCGUGGAGGAGAGGGUAGUUGGCGUGGAGGAAGCUGCUGGGUGGGCGGCUGGAUGGGGAGAUUGA